UAUAGUGUUAAUCAUUUAUACUGUGUGAAGGAGCAACUGUUCCCGUUUUCUUUUCUCAUAGGUGAUUCCAGUGUCCCAGGCCGCAGAUUCCCUUGCAACACAGGAUGCUGCACCAAGCCAAGGGAUCACACAAAGAAAAGUUGGGCGUUUCUCAAUCACCCAGGCCGAACAGAGAGAGGAACAUUUGACCGACAGCUCCCCCGUGUCACCUGACCUCAAGCGAGAGAGGAGAAAAUCUAAAGCAAAAGAUGGCGAGAAAGACGAGAAGAGAACUACAGCGCCCAGUCACCUGCCCAGGAGCCACGCACACUCGACCCUGGGCAGCAGCGAUGAUGAGAGCGAGGUGGAGGAUGAAGAUUUGAAGACAGAACUCCACAAGCUGAGAGAGAAACACAUCAAAGAGGUGGUGUCCCUGCAGGCACAACAGAACAGAGAGCUGCAGGAUUUGUACAGGUCUCUUAAAGACCACAGGCAACCUCUGUCCAUGAUGCUGCCCCGGACCUCUCCUCUGCCCACCGCACCCCUCGCCAUCUCCCCGCGCAGACCCCGACCCGCCAAAGCCAAGCUUCGGCCCCGACCCCACUCUCACAUGGAUAACAACGGAGUCACACACAAAGGGAGUCUUCAGCAGUCUAGCAGUUAUUCUGGUGGAGAGCAAAACAGGCUUCACUCAUACUGCAAGCCAGAGAAAUCCCCAUCGCUGACCGCUAAUAGAGACCAGAGUCCUUCAGCCCAGGGUUCUGCCAAUAGAAAGAGCACAUUCACUGAUGAGCUGCAUAAGCUUGUUGAUGAGUGGUCAAAAGAAACGGUUUGUCCUGUUCAGGCCAAGCCUUCACUGAAUCAAAUCAAACAGAUCCAACAAGUGCAGGAGUUGGGCGGUUGGGGCCAGACUACUGAGACAACAACUUCAUCGGGUUGGUUUUCCGGAGCCCCUUUGACCGCUCCAGUAUCAGUCAGCAUGUCUACAGUGGCGCCCACCUCAUAUAGUACCAUCGGGGGACAAACUCAGCCGCCUCCGACGCAAUUUCCCAUCGCUCCUCUGUCCCAGCAGAACGCUCAUCUGCACCGCCAGCCCCAGCAGUACAGCCCGUCUCCCCUGCACCCGCAGCAGGUCCAGCUCCUGUCAGGACCCCAGUCCUCGGUGUCCGGUGCGCCUUCCCUCAUUACCCCGGCGGGGCCUCUGCUGCCCCCCGCCACCAGCAUCACAGCCGCCUCGGCUCCCGCCGCCAAUCAAGACGCCGUCUUCUGCUCGUGCUCCUCCUCGUCGAGCUCCUCUUCCUCCUGCUCCACCUCCACUCUGCCUCCCAGUGCCAAACUUCACCCCAAACUCUCCACAUCCACCCUUCCUUUAGGACAGCAGUGAGGUGGAGAAUACCGUUGUACAUCUUGUACAGGAAGGACACUAGUAGCAAGCGGUUGCGUGUUGGUGUGUGUGGGUAUGGGGGUGUAUAAAUACUGUAGUGUGUGUAUUUGUGUGAGCGUGUGUUUGUGUUGCAUUUUUCAAUACAUAUCCUGUGUGUUUCUGCACCGUCAAGUUUUCUAUCCGACUUACUUGGACCUGAACUCACCCUAUAUAGAGACAUUUUUGACAUGAGAUAUGAUCCUCUUUGUUUUUAUUUAUCAGUGCUUCAAACUAAAGGACUAUUUGAUUUUUAAAAAGUGCAAUUAGUAACUGAUAUUUAAAUUCAUCUUUUCUGUGUUGUUGUGACGUGGAUCUGUAUAGCUUAAAAUAAAUAUUUUUUAUAUAUACGCACAGAAACGACAAUGACAACCCGACGUCAGCAGUGAAGCGCCAUCUUUGUAGAGCACAACGGAUUCAGCCGGCGGCGGGAUCGAUCGCAUGUUUCAGCGCAGAGCAUGGUAACCUUGCAACCUUCAUCGUAGUUACGAAAACAAUCAUUGUGCACGGAUAAGGCAUGCUCCUCAUGUAUUAUAUUUUACGAUGAUAAAUAGCGGUAGCGUUUUAGAUUUAGCCAAGAUUUUUUCUAGAAUAACAUAAAUAGCCAUUGACUAAUUCCUUUUAAGAUGCUGCAAUUGAUUCUAAGAG
Molecule: messenger RNA, 2047 nt
Organism: Sinocyclocheilus grahami
Lineage: Eukaryota; Metazoa; Chordata; Actinopteri; Cypriniformes; Cyprinidae
Product: serine/threonine-protein kinase WNK3-like
Exons: 5
Coding region: 485-1363 (292 amino acids)
Source: RefSeq, a predicted model, not a curated record